GUUAUUAUGAAUGAAUUUGAACGAUACGCUUUUAGGUUAAGCUUUUAAAAUAUUAUCCAAUUUGGUUUAUAGUUUGUACGUUGAAUAACGACGAUUUUUAGAGAAAAAUGCCCAAAGUUGUCUCUAGAAGUAUUGUUUGCUCUGAUACAAAAGACCAAGAGGAAUACAGCGAAGAAAAACCAUUGCAUAUAUACUAUUGUUUAUGUGGACAAAUGACUUUGAUUCUAGACUGCGCAAUUGAGAAGCUGCCAUUGAGAAAAAAGGAUGGCGCUAGAGUUAUUGAUGGCAGUAAGCAUGCUCACAAAAUGACCUGCGAUCCCGAUGAGACAGUGUACCUGAAACGACCUGAAGGCAUAGAACGUCAGUACCGCAUGAAAUGUAAAAAGUGUGGCCUGGCUCUUUAUUAUAAGCAUAGUCCAACAAGCAAUGUCAAUUUCAUUCUCAAGGGAUCUGUUGUCAAGAGCUCUGGAGAAGGACCGAAAAUGGACAUUUAUAAUCAAGUAGCUGUUGAAAAACCGAAAAAGAUCAUGGUAACCAAACACACUAAGAACAUGGGUAAAUUCAGUUCAGUCACCGUAUCUACCAUCGACGAGGAAGAAGAUGAAAUAGAAGCUAGAGAAGUAGCCGACUCUUAUGCGAACAACGCUCGUAUUAUUGAGAAGCAGCUUGAAAGAAAAGGAAUGAACAAACGUAAACAGGUGGUGCAGCAGACGCAGGCAGAAAUCGAAGCCAAACGAAAUAGAGUUAGAGGAACACUUAUUGACAAAUAGUCUUAAUAUCUUCAAAUUCUUCAACUUGUAAAUACUGUAAUUCUCAAGUCAAUAUCCAAAUAUUAAAAAUUUGUAUACUCAAUAAAUUGCAUUUAAUUGAAA
This is a messenger RNA of Nilaparvata lugens (brown planthopper), 872 nucleotides long. RefSeq names its product UPF0428 protein CXorf56 homolog. The coding region runs from base 108 to 770 and encodes 220 amino acids. The record is from RefSeq and is a predicted model, not a curated record. Lineage: Eukaryota; Metazoa; Arthropoda; Insecta; Hemiptera; Delphacidae. The transcript is spliced from 4 exons.